AUGCAACAAGCACCAAGGCAGAACCGUAUACCUGAACAGCAAGGUAUCGGCCAGACAUUACCUCCAGUUCCAGUUGGUAUCGACUCGUUAAACGCCCCACCGUUGCCUCCUGGCGCUAUGCCAGCAGGAACUCGUCUACAAGUUGGCAAGUAUCAAGUGAUUGUGCAUAAUUUCAUUGCUGAAGGUGGUUUUGCUCAUGUUUACAUUGCCAGAAUUGAGGGAAAAUCAGGCUACGUUGUAUUAAAACGAGUGGCAGUUCCCGAUGGAGAGCGUCUCAAGAUGGUUGAAAAGGAGAUUGCAUUCAUGAGGAGACUAGGGGAUCAUAAAAACAUUGUUCGAUACUAUGAAUCUAGAAUCGACGCGUUGCCAGUGGGUGGAUUUGAGGCUCUCAUCCUGAUGGAAUACUGCCCCGGUGGUGGUGUCAUUGAUUUGAUGAAUAGAAGACUGCAGCAGAGAUUAACUGAACCUGAAAUCCUCAAGAUAUUCAGUGAUGUAGCAGAGGCGCUCGCUUACAUGCAUUACUGCAACCCACCUGUGCUUCAUCGAGAUCUCAAGGUAGAAAACAUUCUCAUACUGAAUCAAGACAGCUACAAAUUAUGCGAUUUUGGCUCUGCCUCGCUUUCCAAAGGAGCCUACAUACCAACCACCCUCAGAGAUAUUCAGAAAAUGGAGGAUGACAUUCAACGACACACAACCCUGCAGUAUCGAGCACCAGAAAUGAUUGAUGUGUAUCAAAAGAAACCAGUGAAUGAAAAGGCUGACAUUUGGGCCAUGGGCGUGCUGUUGUAUAAACUGUGCUAUUACACAACGCCAUUUGAAGAGGAGGGUCAACUUGCCAUUCUCAAUGCGCGCUACACUAUACCAAGCUCACCCAUGUUUUCGGAAGGGUUGCGUCGUUUGAUCAUCUCUAUGCUGCAAGAAGACCAGAACCGUAGGCCCAAUAUUUAUCAGGUACUGAAUGCUGUUUGCCAUUUGAGAGGUUUAGAGUGUCCCAUCCGUGAUAUCUAUUCGGAACCCAUUACGACACCACCCUUUGGUCAACAACAACAAUAUCAAUCGACGCCCACCUCGUCUGAUAGUGGAUCCAUAUUUGAAAAGGUGCCCCCUCCAACACAGGAAUUGCCCACCAUUACACCCAUGAGAAGAGGAAGACCCACCAAACCAGAGAGAACAUCUAUUCACAGCCCAGUUAUCGAAAAUGGUGCACCUAAUACUACUUCGACCCAAUUUGAUCCAUUUGAUCCAUUACAUGUUGAGAAGACUUCUCCUCCUCCGCCUGUCUCUGCAACGACCGCAACAAGUGAUGCGACUCCCACCACUACCAUGCCUGCCUCAUUUCAAAACAGCUUCAUACCAGAACCAACUAAAUCAUCUGCAUCUCCAUUACCAACGAACUCUCCUCCUCCACGAGUGCAGAGCGCCCCUAUCACACAGCAUGUAACACCUAAACCUCAGAUGGCUACCAAAAUUUUGCAAACACAACCCAAUUCACCGGUGACCAAAUCUGUCAAGGAGGAAUCUAAUCCAGCAGCAGCAGCUAUCCAAAUGGACGGGGAUAAUGAUAAUGAGGACGAUGUUGAUGACAUGAUGCCAAAAAUGAACCGAGGCGUGUCAUCCAGCAUUGAGGCACGAUUCAUGGCCAUCAAGAAUGCAAGCAGAAAUAGCAACCCACAUCCUGUCAAACCCACAUCCACAACCAGCACACCUAAAAAGAGCAAACCUGCUCCACCACCCAAGCCUGCAAGAUUUAGAUCACAACAAACCAACCAACAAGUGCCCACUGUAGAUGAUUUUGAGCAUAAAUUUCCUUCGCUAGAAGAUUUAGACAAGUCCAUUUCUUAA
This is a messenger RNA of Mucor velutinosus, 1842 nucleotides long. RefSeq lists its product as uncharacterized. The transcript has 6 exons. Bases 1 to 1842 code for a protein of 613 amino acids. Gene Ontology annotation, biological process: actin filament organization; protein phosphorylation; actin cortical patch assembly. Lineage: Eukaryota; Fungi; Mucoromycota; Mucoromycetes; Mucorales; Mucoraceae. The record is from RefSeq and is a predicted model, not a curated record. Gene Ontology annotation, cellular component: cytoplasm. Gene Ontology annotation, molecular function: ATP binding; protein serine/threonine kinase activity.